Stegostoma tigrinum is the source of this 5187-nucleotide messenger RNA. It is a transcript of the gene rcn1, whose product is annotated as reticulocalbin 1, EF-hand calcium binding domain. Lineage: Eukaryota; Metazoa; Chordata; Chondrichthyes; Orectolobiformes; Stegostomatidae. Gene Ontology annotation, molecular function: calcium ion binding. The record is from RefSeq and is a predicted model, not a curated record. The transcript has 7 exons. Gene Ontology annotation, cellular component: endoplasmic reticulum. Bases 211 to 1173 code for a protein of 320 amino acids.
UAUACUGCAAUCGGAGUGUUGAGUGGCUCAGUCCCACAUCAAAGGCCGAUACAUGAAGCGGAGCAGGGGGGCGCGUUCGCCGUCGGGUUUGAAAUAAUUUUGUAACUUACAUGGACAGAAUCUUGUGCGUAGCUCUAAAGAGGCGGUCGCUUAAAGUAUCAACGGGGGGCUUGUUUCAAACAGGUUUCAUUCGUUACAAGAUAUUGCAACAUGGGGAACCCACGCCUGCUCUAUUUGUUGCUCCUCUACGUGGCCGGAGGCUGCCCCAAGCCCACUUUGAGACACGAGCGGGUCCAUCAAGAGCCACAGCUCAGCGAUCAGGUGCACGCCGAUUCGGAAAACUUCCAGUACGACCAUGAGGCCUUUUUGGGCAAGGAAGAAGCCAAGUCGUUCGAGCAGUUGACCCCGGAGGAGAGCGUGGAAAAUCUGCGAAAAAUUGUGGAAAGGAUAGACGCCAACCAGGAUCAGUUUGUAACCACUGAAGAACUGAAGGCAUGGAUUAUACGAGUGCAGAAGCGUUAUAUUUAUGAAAAUGUAGCGAAAGUGUGGAGGGACUAUGACCUGAACAAAGACGACAAAAUUUCCUGGGAAGAAUACAAAAAGGCGACGUUUGGCUACUACCUUGACAAUCCUGAAGAGUUUCAAGAUGCAGCAGAUCAGCUGAGUUUCAAGAAGAUGCUUCCUCGAGAUGAGCGGAGAUUUAAAGCUGCAGAUCUAGAUGGAGACAUGGUGGCCACCAGAGAGGAGUUUACAGCCUUUCUUCACCCAGAAGAAUUUGAGCACAUGAAAGAAAUUGUUAUCUAUGAAACUCUUGAAGAUAUUGAUAAGAAUGAAGAUGGCUUUGUUGAUGAGGAUGAGUACAUUGCUGAUAUGUAUGCACAAGAAGAAGGUGUCACUGAGCCAGAAUGGGUCAAGACUGAGCGGGAGCAGUUUUCCGAUUUCCGCGACUUAAACAAGGAUGGAAAGAUGGACAAGUCUGAAAUCAAACAUUGGAUCCUCCCGGAGGAUUAUGACCAUGCACAGGCUGAAGCCAGACAUCUUGUCUACGAAUCUGACAAAAACAGAGAUAAAAGACUAUCAAAACAAGAAAUCCUAGACAAUUGGAAUAUGUUUGUUGGCAGCCAGGCCACCAACUAUGGGGAAGAUUUGACUCGAAACCAUAUUGAGUUGUGAUAGCAGUGAAGGAAAAUAAAGAUGGCAGUGUGAUAACUCUCCUUCCACUUAUAAACACUUAGCAUUAUUCUAUUGAAGAUACAGAAGUGGGCUAAUGGACUGCAAAUACUUACCAUUUGUAAAAUGACUGAAGCUGUUACUCCAAUCUCACUCUCUUAAUGUAGUCCAUUCUUUACCUCAUUAACUCAUGGGCUACCUAAGUCCAGAUGUUUGUUUACACCAUUGAUGAGUGAGUGCUAAUCCAUGUGUGUUGUACAGAACCUUUAUUUCAAUGCAUAGUAUAGUUGUAUAGUAUAAAAUGCUUGGGAAUGUUGGGUACAUUCAUUUAUUUUUCCUUUCAUUUGGAAUAUAAGAUGCCAGAUCAUUUCCACCCUGUAAUGAAAUCUGUUAUUGUAAGUGAUGAAACACCAGCUAGAUCUUCUGCUAGGACAGCCAAGAGUUAUCUGGUCAUGUUCUGAAUUAAUACUACAUACGGCACCAAUAUGAGAGUGUGCAUUACUGAAGAUAAGAUAUCCAAUUGAUUUUAACAUUUGCUUCCAAAACUGAACUCCACCAUUUAGAAGGAAACAGUCAGCAGGUAUUUGAGAACAUCAGCUGCACAUUCUCCACCAAAUUACACACCAUUCUGACUCGGAAACACAUUGUCAUUUCCAUCAAGGUCACUGGGUCCUGACCUAAUAGCAUUGUGGGUGUAUCUACACCAUACAGCAGUUCAAGUAGGUGGCUCAUCACCAGUUUCUCAAGAGCAGUUUGGGCUGAUUAGCAAAUACUAGUUUUGCCAGCAAUCUCUAAAUCCUGAGAAUGAAGUUAUAAAAAAUCCUGUGAUCUGUCUUUUUGAAUGGUAUUAAAUUCCCAUUGCUGUUUUUUUGUUCUGUACUGAUAAACUGUGGAAUAAUUGAGCCACCAUACUCAUUGACCUAAUUUAUGUAAGGUCUUUGUGUGUAUUUCCUGGUAAACUAAACUUCUUCAGUUGGUUCAUUCCAAAUGAUGCAGUGGGUCAUUUUGUGUUGGGUAAUCUGAACAGAUUACCAGGGCACUGGAUCUGGCAGGGAGGGACAAUGAAAAAUCAGUAAAAAGAAACUGACUACCUAUGGUUUACGGCACCAAAUCAACUAUUUUCAGUGAUGACAAUCAGAAUUGUUGGGUAGUUGUUAGUUGUUAGACUUAGAUUUGGUCAUUCUUUUCAGGUUAGUUGACAAAUGUUGCAUUGCAUUUGUGUAGCAUCUCCAAGAAGGGAAAAAACAGUAAUAUUUGGAAAUGGAUGUACUGGACCUCCUGUUUUAAGUAUGUGUAAUUGAAACUUCAAUAACUUUUUUUCUUUGGAACUUUAAUGAUGUAAUAAUCUAUGUGAUAUAUUGUGACAGAUGGUCAAACAAUUGGUCAAGGAAGUAGGCAUUAAGACAAGUCAGGGGGUGCUUUAGAAGGGAAUUCCAAUGUUUUAGGCCUGGACAGCAGCAGGUACUGCUGAUGUUGGUGGAUCGAUUUAAACAGAGCUUAGUGAAAGGCCAAAACUGGAGGAGUGCAGAGAUUGUAGAGGAAUGUGGAGCUUAUGGUGGCUGCAGAGAAAGGAAGAGUGCGCUCAUGGACAGAUCUGAACAAAAGAAUGAGAAUUUAAAAAACGGGGCAUAAUUGGAUUGGGAGCCAAUGUAAGCCAAUGGCCACAAAGGCAUGAAUGAGAUUUUAGCAGCAAAUGAGCUGAAGAAUGCAUAGAGACAGCUGAUAUUUGGAAGUGGUGGUCAGAAGCUUAACUUGGAGUCAUUUUGGUUGUGAACCGACAAGUUCAGCCUCAGUCGCCAGGGUAAGGAAUGAGCGUGAUGGCUUAGGAACUGAGUUUGGGGUGGGGGGAUGGGGUUGUAGACAAUAUUUCCAUUUCUUCCAAUAAUUAGUUGAAGAAAAUUUCUGGUUACUCAGGACUGGAUGUGAACCAAGCAACCUGACAAACCAAAGACAGUGUAUGUCAAGAGAGGUGAGAGUAAGAAAGAGCUGACUGUGAUAACUGAACAUACAGAAUGCAUUUCUUUAUGAUGUUGUGUAAUGGCAGAAUGUAGGAAGUGACUCCAAAGAUAGGGGAUAACCUGAAGUUGUGAUGCGAGAGUGGGAAAAGAAAGCCUAUAACUGAAUAGUUAGAUGCUGUGCUAUGACGUACAGAAGUAUUGUUUCAGAUAGAAAUGGGGCUAAAGGAGUUGAUUAGCACUUUUGCAUCUUCUGAUCUGUUAUGUCUAAUUAUAUGUAAGACUUCUACAAUUACUAUCAUUUUAUGGGAUUAUGACCAGACUGGGAGCCAAGUGAUAUGGAGUACUCCCAUUUCAAAAUCUUUUUUUCUGCGUACACGUAGAUGGAUUCUUUAAUGAAGAAUUUAAUUUAGUUCAAUUCAAUUGUACAUAACAUAGUUCAAUGUUGUGGUGUUGGCCUGAUACUAAAAUUCCUUGCAGCUCUGAAUGGUGUGUGAUAAUGUAUAGGGACCACUUUGUGUAAAGAAAAAGUAUACUUGCUUCACCUCUGGUACUUCUUGCACUUUCCAAAUCAGAGGUGAACGCUUCUUGGUUUGGUGAUCACCUUCACCGGUUAUUUAAAUUCUCCAGAAUAAACAUUGCCAAUGAUUCUCGUGAAAAGCACCAAAACCAACUGCCUUAUUUUUGAGUUCUUGUGUUAGCUUACAUUUUUAUAUACUUUUAAGGUAAUAAAACAUCCCAAGGUUCUUCAAAGAUUGUGAUCAACCAAAGUUUGACAUGGUGUUACAGAAGGAAAUUUAAGGACAGGUGACUAAAGGUUUCAUUCAAGAAAGAGGGAAAAAAAACAGAGGUAGAAAGGUUUGAGUUUUGUAUAUUAGAAUUAAGGCCUAGACAGUUGAAAUUAUAGCCACUUCACCAGAUUAAAAUCAUAAAGCCCAAAGGCACUGAAUUGGAGUAUCAAAAUGUUAGAGGGCUGAUCAUCAGAGGAAGGGCUUAUAGUGAGAUGUUGCCUUGCUUGCCAAGCUGGCUGGUUACUUCCAAUGAAGCGAUGUCGUUUUGCUCUGCUUGGAAUUUAUACGAUCCGGUCAGUUAAGUUGGGUUGUGUCAUUUCUGGUUCUUUUUUCCAUGAGUUUGUAUAUAGGAUCUAAUUCCACACGUUUGUUGAUUGCAUUAUGCAUUGAAAACCAGGCUUCUAGGAAUUCCCGAGUGCGUCUGUGGUUGGCUUGAGCUAGGAUGGCCACAUUGUGCCAGUUAAAUUGAUGGUCUUCAUUGUCCGAGUGCACUAAGAUGCAGGAAAGUUCGUCAUGUUAUUUUAAUGCUAUCUAGGCACACCUACACACAAACUGGCCAAGGACCUACAACAGGAGAUUGAAACACCUGGUCGACAGAUCACCCCACUCCAUCCGCUCAACCCAGGAAUCCCUUAACAAGCUCAAGAACAUUAAAAUCAGCAAUGAUGACAUUAUGGUAUCCUUUGACAUCACAGCACUAUUCACAUCCAUUAACAUACCAGAACCCAGAGAAACACUGCCAACAUUCACAAACAAAGCUGUGUUAGGACACUGUUUAAACAGGCCACAGCCCACUGCAACAUGCCAGAACUAGGCAAGAAGAAGGAACAGCAAUUAUACAAGGUAUUUGCUAACAACUGAUACCCCAACAACUUUAUCCGCAGGUGCAUACUAGAUAUACAAUGCAGAGAGAACACAGUAUGCCCCAAGACACUGGCGACACUACACUAUAUCAAGAGCAUAUCAGAACUGACAGUGAGACUCCUGUGACCACUAGGAAUCAUGGUAGCACACAAACCCACAGCCAGACGAUGAUAAACACUCACAAGGACCAAAAGCCCCAUAUCCAUGACAUGCAGGACCAACAUAGUUUAUAAAAUACCUUGCAAUGACUGCAACAAGCAUAACAUCAGCCAGACCAGAAGGGCCAUCAGGAUACAUGAACACAAGCCUGCAACAAAAUGACAUGACAAACUUUCCCUCAUCUCAGUGCACUCGUACAAUGAAUUUAACUGGGACAACGUGACCAUCCUAGCUCAAGCCAACCACAG